AUGAACAAUAACCAGAGCUCUGUGACCAAUUUCAUCCUUUUGGGCUUCUCUUUGUCUCAGGAAAUACGCCUCUUUUUAUUCAUCUUCUUCACUGUUAUUUAUUCAUUGACUAUAUCUUCUAACCUCCUCAUCAUUACUCUUGUCACAACUCAGAGGUCACUUCACAAACCAAUGUACUUCUUUAUUGGAAACUUUUCAUUCUUAGAGAUAUGGUACACUAGUGUUACAGUCCCUAGGAUGCUAAAUGACCUGGGGACAGGGAAUAAGACUAUCUCACCUAUUGGUUGCAUCUCACAGUUCUACUUUCUCUUCUUCCUUGGAGCAACCCAACACUUUCUUUUGACCAUAAUGGCUUAUGACCGUUAUCUGGCCAUCUGCCAUCCACUGCAUUACACCAACAUCAUGAGUGCUCCUUUUUGUAGAAAACUGGCAUCUGGUUCUUGGCUUGCUGGAUGCCUUUCCAUAUCUUUGCCAGCUGUUAUGAUGUCAAAACUUGUGUUUUGUGGUCCAAACACAAUUGAUCACUUUUUCUGUGACUUUAGCCCUCUUCUGCGCUUAUCCUGUACAGACACCUGGCUUAACGAGAUCAUUUUCUCAGUAGUAGCAUGGAUAGUCAUCCUUGGUUGCUUCUUUUUUACCUUUUUGUCCUAUGUUGCUGUAGUCAUUACUAUCUUGAAGAUACCAUCUUCUCUUGGACGCCAGAAAGCUUUUUCCACCUGUGUCUCUCACAUUGCUGUUGUCGGAAUAUUUUUUGGUACAGUUAUUUUUAUGUAUAUCCGCCCAAAAGCUAAGAACUCUUCCCCUGUGGAUAAAGUGGUCUCUGUCUUCUAUUCAGUGGUGGUUCCUUUAUUGAACCCAAUGAUUUAUAGCCUACGAAACAAAGAAAUGAAAGAUGCCCUGUGGAGUGUUUUGAAGAAAUUUAGAAAGUAG
Spea bombifrons (plains spadefoot toad) is the source of this 930-nucleotide messenger RNA. Its product is annotated as olfactory receptor 6F1-like. Bases 1 to 930 code for a protein of 309 amino acids. Gene Ontology annotation, biological process: G protein-coupled receptor signaling pathway. The transcript has a single exon. Lineage: Eukaryota; Metazoa; Chordata; Amphibia; Anura; Pelobatidae. Gene Ontology annotation, molecular function: olfactory receptor activity; G protein-coupled receptor activity. The record is from RefSeq and is a predicted model, not a curated record. Gene Ontology annotation, cellular component: membrane.